UCUUCUCCCCUGUCUGCUUCUGUGGACUGUGGAUGUGCUCACUGCUUAGUUUGGUGGGUUCUGCUCACCAAUCUCGCUCGCAGUAUACGAAGCCUCCAUAGUCCAUCAUCCUACUGCACUCGGAGACCACGGACUUGGAAUACCACCCUCGCCCACAGUCCCACACCAGGAACCAUGAGGACCAUCAUGGCGAAGAGCCCCCACGACUCCUCCUUCUCCCGGAGGAACUUCAAGUGGCCGGUUCUUGUCAAGAGCAGCAGCCAUGGCGCCGCAGCCGGCGGCGGGGAGGACAGCUCCGGCAAGGGCGCGGAGGACGCCGACGAGGACGAGGCGACCAUGGCGUUCUCCUCCAGCUGCCCGUCGUUCCACUCGGAGGACUUCGUAUCCCCGCCGCCCAAUCCCAAGGCGCCACCUCCACCGAAGCAGCGGGGCAAGAGGUGCCGCGCGGCGGUCUCCCGGCUGCGCGCGGCGCUUGCCGCGGCCAUCGCCGGACGGCACCGACAGGUCGGGCUCGGAGCGCGGAUCACGGGCACGCUCUACGGCCGCCGCCGCGGCCACGUGCACCUCGCGUUCCAGGUGGACCCGCGCGCGUGCCCCGCGCUGCUGCUCGAGCUCGCCGCGCCCACGGCGUCGCUGGUGCGCGAGAUGGCCUCGGGCCUCGUCCGCAUCGCGCUAGAGUGCGACCGCGCCAAGGGCGCCUGCGCCUUCCCGAGCGCCGCGGCCGCAACCAAUGGCGGCGCCGGUGGGUGCAGGAAGCUGGUCGAGGAGAAGGCGUGGCGCGCGUACUGCAACGGCAAGGGCUGCGGGUACGCGGUGCGGCGCGAGUGCGGUGCCGCAGACCUGCGCGUGCUGCGCGCGCUGGAGCCCGUCUCUAUGGGCGCGGGCGUCAUACCGGCGGCGUGCGGUGGCGGCGAGGGGGACGUCAUGUACAUGCGCGCUCGCUUUGAGCGCGUCGUGGGCUCCCGCGACUCGGAGGCAUUCUACAUGAUGAACCCUGACAGCAGCACCGGCGGCAAUGGCGGCCCGGAGCUUAGCAUCUACCUCCUUAGAGUUUGAUUGCACAUUUAACUUCGCGGCGCAUGCGUCAGACACCGUGAUCUUGCAUGCUAACCUGCUGUCUUUCUAGUACAUUUGAUUUCUUCGUGCUUAUUAUUGCUCUGGUGGUUGUGAAAAAUGCUUGUCAGUUUAGACUGCAGAACGAAAC
This is a messenger RNA of Zea mays, 1204 nucleotides long. Its product is annotated as plant-specific domain TIGR01570 family protein. The transcript has a single exon. Gene Ontology annotation, biological process: hydrotropism. Bases 175 to 1056 code for a protein of 293 amino acids. NCBI's taxonomy places the organism in Eukaryota, Viridiplantae, Streptophyta, Magnoliopsida, Poales, Poaceae. The record is from RefSeq and is marked provisional.